Aspergillus welwitschiae is the source of this 1292-nucleotide messenger RNA. Its product is annotated as SDR family oxidoreductase. The transcript has a single exon. NCBI's taxonomy places the organism in Eukaryota, Fungi, Ascomycota, Eurotiomycetes, Eurotiales, Aspergillaceae. The record is from RefSeq and is a predicted model, not a curated record. Bases 217 to 1170 code for a protein of 317 amino acids.
AACGUCAUGGACUGGAUUUUGCGCCGGGAAAAGUCCGGCUGCGGAGCACAAGCUAUAUUCGACCCUCGGAGUUAAUGCGAGGCCAUCCCACAAUGACGACUGCUAGGUGAGCAUAUUACUGACAAUGUUGUCUGCUUCAUAGAGCCUUAAGAAAUAACCAAUUCUCACACCUACCUCCCACCAUUACCGUUAACUUUCUCAAUUGACCCUCCAAAGAUGCAAAUCCUCGUCACAGGAGCAGCGGGCUUCAUCGGCCAACUCCUCGCAAAGGAGCUCCUCAACGACCCAUCAUACAUCGUCACACUAACCGAUAUAAACGAGCCCCCAAUUCCCACAGGCGUCGCCUACCCUCAUAAUGCACGAUCGGUGACAACAGACCUCCUGAAAGGCGCAGACGCAGUCGUGGACAAAUCUCUCGAUGCCGUCUACGCUUUCCACGGAAUCAUGUCGUCCGGAUCUGAAGCCAAUUUCGACUUGGGCAUGAGCGUCAACGUAGAUGCUACCCGGAACUUGCUUGAGGCGCUCCGCAGAACCUGCCCCGGCGUGCGGGUAAUCUAUUCCUCAAGUCAGGCUGUCUAUGGUCAACCACUACCCGAAGUAGUAAACGAUAGUGUCAUCCCGACGCCGCAGUCGUCCUACGGCGCCGAGAAGAUCAUCUGUGAGACUCUUAUCAAUGAGUACACUCGCCGUGGCUUCAUCACGGGAUUCACUCUUCGGUUCCCCACUAUUUCUGUCCGUCCUGGUCGUCCAACAGCUGCCGCUUCGUCUUUUCUUUCUGGGAUGAUCCGCGAGCCGCUCGACGGCAAGGAGUGUGUCAUUCCGCUGGAGGAUAGGUCAUUCAAGUCUUGGCUAUGCUCGCCGAAAACUCUUGUUCAUAACCUCGUCCAUACAUUGUCGUUGCCCAAGGAUGCGUUGCCUCCUCAUAUCCGACAGAUCAAUGUGCCUGGUAUUUGUGUCACCAUUCAGGACAUGAUGGAUGCUUUGGAGAAGGUUGCAGGGAAGGAUAAGCUCGAUCUAUUAAAGGAGACGGAGGAUCCGACCCUCAGACCGAUUUUGGAGUCCUGGCCUACACGCUUCGACAAUUCCCAGGCUAUUUCACUGGGCUUUAAGCGGGACUCUUCGUUUGAGCAAGCAGUAAGAGAUUACCAGUUGGAGAUAGGACAGCAAUAAACGCGAUUGCCGCUGCCUAAGCCUGUCGUGCUCCACACAGUGUACAAUGCCCAUGACGUUUUCUCAGCUAAAACAUAAGUGACGAGUUUCAUAAAUGACAAAUUAGAGCAUGUUAUUACACA